AAGUCUGUCCGAAUAAUGUAACUAGUGAAUUCCAUGUCAAACAUAUUUAUACUAAUUUAGUAUCUUCAAAGUUCGAGAUCAGUUUCAUUUGUUCGUUGUGUUAGCAAGAUGGCGCGUAGUUCUGUGUGCUUGUUUUUGUUCCUGUUGUCCUAUGUAUACACAGCUCCAGUGCCAGAAAAUGCGAAAAUAUCUUUGAUCAGAAACAGUAGCUUCGGUUUCGGGUUGGCGGCGGGCAAGAGUAAAACUGCUGGCAUUUUUGAAGGAAACAAUAAUUUUAACAUAUUCAAAGAUAUAGGCGGGAGACGUCCAGACUUCACCCUUCUUGAGAACGUGAACUCAGGCGCAGCUUUUGCUUUCGAUCAAAGUAUCAGCAUUGGUGUUAUAAAGAACAAUAUCUUUGGUGGUAAGAAUCCAUUUUCGGGAUAGAAAUAAGAAAAAUAAGAUCUAAGAAAUUUAUAAAAUAUAAUUGGACACAAAAGUUAUAAAACUUGCGUUCUGAUGGAACAGAUUUUAAGCAUUAGUAAUUUCAUUUUGUGUUGUGAUACUCUUUUCGUCACUAAUUUUUAUUUUGUAUCUUGUGAUAUGUAAUGAAAAGGUUCAUUCUUGAAUAAUUGAUUUUCCCUACAAGAAAUUGUACUGCCUGACUCUCUCCAUUUUUUGCGCCUGAUCUGAUGCUAAGCAAUCGCCGCCGCCCAUGAACACCCGAAACACCAGAGGCGUUACAAAAGCGUUGCCGGCCUUUUAGGAGUUACGAAUUUGUUGUUGGGAAAUGGGGAAUGGAAGAGAUUGGGAAGGGUAAGCGUUGUCUCACGUCCGUUUUCUGUGAGGCCGUGGUAUCACUCUGGUUGAGCCGGGUGAUUCAUGCCGAAGCAUGGCUCUCCCAAAGACACAAAUAAUUUGGGUUGUUUCUUUCAUACUACAUCAGACCGUAUAAAGUUGCACUGCUACGCUGUAAAAUUCCUUGUAGCCCACAAAAGUUUAUCAUGUUUAUACUAAAACGUUUAAAAUUAAGUUCUAAUGUGAUCUUGAAUGUGACAUUGACUGACUUUAUUUAUUUAUUAAUAAAAUAAUAUUUGUAAUUAAAAUAUAGUUAUUGUAGAACUUAAA
Molecule: messenger RNA, 1107 nt
Organism: Spodoptera frugiperda (fall armyworm)
Lineage: Eukaryota; Metazoa; Arthropoda; Insecta; Lepidoptera; Noctuidae
Exons: 3
Coding region: 109-426 (105 amino acids)
Source: RefSeq, a predicted model, not a curated record